ACUAAUUUAAAUUGAAAAACAUACUCUAGCCACAGACUCUUUGCUUGUUUGCCCUGUGAAUGUCGUUAUAUUUCAGGUAUAUUUUUUCAUGAAAUUUUUUUGUAGAUAACAAAUAAUUUAGGGAGCUUCAGUGAUCAAAUUCAAGCGUUGAAGGAAGCCGGAACCUUCAAGAUGGCAAGGUCCCCGAAUGUGGGAUUUCACAUCCCGGAUCUCAACGACAGCGACCAGGAAUUAUCCGACGAUGCGGACGAAUCAAUUCCACUUACUGGCAUCAACAGUGCGGCCCCCACAGACGAGCGCCCCGAGAACUGGGACAUGUUCGAGGACCCCCCUCCCCCCAUCUCCUCUUUCUCGGAAGACUCCGAUAAAUUCGGACAACAUAUAUUGAAGUUUGCUAAGCUGCUGACUUACUUGCUGACAUUCGCGAUCGUCUUGGGAUGCGGUCUGAUAGCCAAGAGUCUCAUGCUCCUUAUGGCUGCCCAGCUCAAGCCUGGCCGAGUCACUGACUUGUGCCCAGCAGUCAACAGAAGCGUUUUGAAUGCUAAGACGACAUACACCGUGGAAACCAACCCGUACGAGAACGUGGCUUGGGCAUGGGCGCUCUUCUUCGCAUUCAUCGUCCCUGAAGUCGAGACGAUGCUACGUUCGUUCCGGAUGUGCUUUUUCAAGGGCUUCGUGACAAAAUUCUAUGAAAAGGAUCCAGAGAUUCCCGAGAAGCCCGAAGAAGUGGCGUGUCGCCGGUACCUUGACCUGCUGGUGGUUGCCUUCUUCGAGAUGUGCCACAGCGCGGGGGUGGCGGUGCUGAUAUACGCUGUUCUGCCAGACCUGGACUCCAUCAAAGGCGCCAUGCUCACAAACUGUGUUUCUGUCCUGCCCGGGGUACUGGGAAUGUUGUCAAGAACUGACGAAGAUCCAAACAGGCCUGCCAAGUUGACAAUGGACAUCGUCGCCAUAAUGUUCCAGUUGACAGGGUUUGUGGUCUGGCCGCUGAUCCUAUCGUUCCAGAGCGACGCUGCGCUCCUGCCUGCCUGGGCGAUCCCUUUUGCGUUAUUCCUUACCUCCUUUGGCUGGUGGGAGAACUACGUUGAUACAAAAUCUUCUUGGGGUUUUGUGCGGUUCCUGGGCGGUGUCAAGCGCAGGCUCUGGAAGACGCGCUACGUCAUCUACUUCGUCGUGCCCGUGCUGAAAGUGUGCGUCUACUUCGUCGUCAUGGUCGUCGUCAUGGGAUUGCGUCUCGAUGACUUCGGCAUAGUCUUUGAUAUUCGUUUCGGAGAGAAGGCGGUUUCCCUGAACGCGACAGAGACACGCAUCCCGCUACAGGACGAGAGCGUCUUGCCCGGCAGCUCCAUGGCAGACAUCGUGCCUCUACAGGAACCUACGCCGAUCGAUCAGAAUGGCAACACUCCGGUAUACUUCUUCCUAGCGCAGAUGCUGGCAGCGUAUCUUUGCUACAUCUUCAGCAAGUUCGUGUGCAAGAUUUCGAUGCAAGAGUUUAGCUUCUCGCUGCCCGUGACACUGGUGGUGCCCACGACGGUAUGCACGUUGAUCCUCAUGUGUGGAGCUCGCACUGAAAACCCUUGCGCCUACCCUAACGUCUUCGGCUAUGUCUUCUGGACCUAUGACCAGGGCACCAGCGUCUUUGACUUCUUCGUGGCUGACUUUUCAUUGCUGUGGUUCCUGUGGCUGCUCUCACAAACAUGGAUCACACUGCACAUUUGGACGCCGAAGCGCGAGCCCCUCGCCAAAACUGAGAAAAUGUUUGUUACGCCAAUGUACGAUUCCCUCUUGAUCGACCAAAGCUUGGUUAUGAACCGCAGACGAAACGAGCUUGCCAAUAAGGAUAACAAAAAGAUGGCAGCAGAUGACAAGGAAGAUGUCAAGCUUGCACCUGGAUUCGCUGCGUUCGAUGAUAUCCAGGAAUCAGACCACACCACAAGAAUCUAUUCCUGCGCCACAAUGUGGCAUGAAAACUCCGAGGAAAUGAUGGAGUUCCUCAAAAGCGUCUUGAGGGUUGAUGAAGAUCAGUCAGCCAGACGCCUUGCAAGGAAUUUUCUUAGAAUGAAGGACCCUGAUUACUACGAAUUCGAGACUCACGUGUUUUUCGACGACGCCUUCGAGCUGCCAGAUCCUGAGGCAGAUUACUGCGUGGUGAACGGGUUCGUGCGAGAGCUGCUAGGAUGCAUGGAUGAAGCGGCCUCCUACAUCCACCAGACGAUCAUGCAUCUGCGGCCACCCACUCGGUACCCGACACCCUACGGGGGACGCCUGGUCUGGACCUUGCCUGGAAAAACCAAGUUCAUCGUCCAUCUCAAAGACAAGCAGAAGAUCAGACACAAGAAAAGGUGGAGUCAGGUUAUGUACAUGUACUACCUGUUGGGCUUCAAACUCAUGGACCAAGAUUCGCUUUCGCUAAAACGCAAAGAAGUUAUCGCCGAGAACACCUACCUACUCGCGCUAGAUGGCGACAUCGACUUCACGGCAAGGUCCGUCCGCAUGCUCGUCGACCUCAUGAAGAAGGAUACCAACCUCGGGGCUGCCUGUGGCCGCAUCCAUCCUGUAGGCAGUGGCAUGAUGGUGUGGUACCAGAAGUUUGAGUACGCUAUCGGCCAUUGGCUGCAGAAAGCUACAGAGCACAUGAUUGGCUGCGUGCUCUGCAGCCCGGGGUGCUUCUCACUCUUCAGAGGCCGAGCUCUCAUGGACGACAGCGUCAUGAGGAAGUACACGACUGUGUCCAACCGAGCCCGCCACUACGUGCAGUACGAUCAAGGGGAGGACCGGUGGCUGUGCACGCUGCUUCUGAAGCGUGGCUACCGAGUCGAGUACUCGGCCGCCUCUGACGCCUACACUCACGCCCCUGAGGGCUUCGGCGAGUUCUACAACCAACGCCGGCGAUGGGUGCCUUCAACAUUGGCCAAUAUCAUGGAUGUUCUUGAAGACUACAAGAUCACAGUCAAAAUCAACGACAACAUUUCCAUGCUCUACAUUCUUUACCAGAUGAUGCUGAUGCUUGGAACAGUCGUGGGCCCCGGGACCAUCUUCCUGAUGCUGGUGGGUGCCUUGAGCGCCGCUUUCGGCAUGAGCAACGGAUGGGCACUGGUGCUCAACCUCAUCCCCCUUCUGGCCUUCAUGAUCACCUGCUUCUUCGCCAAGUCCGCGACUCAGAUCAAGCUAGCGUACGUGCUGACAGCGAUAUACGCACUACUCAUGUGCGCGGUGGCCGUGGCUCUCGCUCUGAACAUCAUGGAAGAGGGACUUCUGACUCCUUCAUCUCUGUUCCUGUUCGCCACGGCGGCGUCCUUCAUAAUCACUGCAAUGCUGCAUCCUCAAGAGUUCUGGUGCCUCCCUACUGGACUCGUCUACUACCUGGUGGUGCCAUCCAUGUACCUCCUCCUGCAGAUCUACUCCUGCUACAACCUCAACGACGUCUCGUGGGGCACAAGAGAUGUUCCUGUCAAGAAAUCCAAGGAAGAGCUGGAAAGAGAGAAAAAAGAACUAGAGGAGGCCGAGAAGAAGCAGGCCCAGACAGGCUGGAUGGCUUCAUUGACUGGCAACGGUCAGGGUGACUCCGGCAUGGCUGGCUUUUUCAGGAAGAUGUGCUGCUACAAAGGAUACAUGUCCGAACACAUCCUUAGAUCUGUCGACAGCCUCAAGAAGCAACUCGACCGCAUGGAAGCGCACCUCGGCAUGGCACCGACCACUCAGCGAAGGCGUUCGACCAUGACGCCUCGUGGCAGCAACAGGAGUUCAGACCUGCACGUGGAGACUGUGGCACACGCUGACCCCGUCUACAGUGACGAAGAGAGUCAAGCAUCCGCAACCAAGGAUGAGAGGAACGACUUGAUCAAUCCAUACUGGAUGGAAGACAAGAACGUCUUCGGUAAACUGGGCCACAAGGACGCCUCGGGAGGACACACGGAUGGGCAGGUGGAGUUCCUGACGAAGCAGGAGGUCACGUUCUGGCAGGACCUCAUCGAGCGAUACCUCAAGCCCCUCGACAAGAACAAGGACAGCGAGGCAAAGGCGAAACAAGAAUUGCUGGACCUGAGGAACAUGGCUGUGUUCUCAUUUACAAUGAUCAAUGCCAUAUUCAUUGUGAUAAUUUUCUUGAUGCAAGCUAACCAAGACGUCCUGUACGUCAACUGGCCCAUCGGUGUCAAAAACAACAUCACAUACGUCUACAGUGAAGAUAUGUCCACCCAGAUCGAAAUCGCGCAAGAUUUCGUCCACCUCGAGCCCAUUGGGUUCCUGUUCGUGAUCUUCUUCGGCUGUGUGAUGGCAGUGCAGUUCACGGCGAUGCUCUUCCAUCGCAUUGCCACCUUCUCGCAGAUCAUUUCCUCCAUCGAUAUAUCGUGCGGAAAUAAGGAAAAGCAACGAAUGACGAUGGAGGGAAAUGUCGAGAUGUCCGCAAGCACUGCGGUCAACUACGCCAAAAAAUUGCAGAAAAUCAGUGAUCCUCAAAACUCGGAGCAGGUUGGUGAGUCUGUGGCAACGGACUUCUCGAGUCGCCGGCGGACGAUGGCGAACAUUGCGAGCAGUCGCGCGAAGCCCGCGGUCGUGUCUCUCGACGACGCUUUCCUCAAACGCGUCGGAGGGUCAAUGUCGGGCGACCCUAGCAAUGAAGAGCUAAACAGAAGGCGCAGCACAGUAAUGGCGCUGGUCGAAAGUAACAGGCGGAUGUCCAUGAGGCGGCCAUCAUUACGAGGCAUAUCCUUCUCCAACGGUACCAUCGCUGAAGAAUCGUGAAAGUUUAACAAACCAGAAAUAUUUACCAUUUAUACUCACAUGAAUGUUCCAAAUUUUACGAUAUUUAAACGAGUAUCUCGACAACACUCAUAAGUGCUAUUGAAAACUUGAUAUAAUGAUUGUGAACUAUUAUCACAAAAUCUUUAAAAUAAUGACAAAAAUACUGGCCAAGAAAAUCGCAGGAGUAGAAUCAAUUUAGUAACUCAUAAGAAAUAAAUUGUGUGAUCGGUAAAUUAUUAUAGCAGCUGCAGUGAAUCAUUUACACAUGAUUUUUAUGAUGCAGCCCAUUUCUAAAACCUCUGUGCUUUUUAGAUUUAAAUUAUUUUUUUAUCAAUAUUUUUAGAUUUAAAAUUUUAA
Hyalella azteca is the source of this 5100-nucleotide messenger RNA. RefSeq names its product chitin synthase chs-2. Gene Ontology annotation, molecular function: chitin synthase activity. The coding region runs from base 172 to 4743 and encodes 1523 amino acids. Gene Ontology annotation, cellular component: cell septum; cell periphery. The transcript is spliced from 29 exons. The record is from RefSeq and is a predicted model, not a curated record. Lineage: Eukaryota; Metazoa; Arthropoda; Malacostraca; Amphipoda; Hyalellidae.